Messenger RNA from Vanrija pseudolonga, 902 nucleotides. It is a transcript of the gene smb1, whose product is annotated as Small nuclear ribonucleoprotein-associated protein B. Bases 231 to 815 code for a protein of 194 amino acids. The transcript is spliced from 6 exons. Gene Ontology annotation, cellular component: U2-type prespliceosome; U2 snRNP; catalytic step 2 spliceosome. Gene Ontology annotation, biological process: mRNA splicing, via spliceosome. The record is from RefSeq and is a predicted model, not a curated record. Lineage: Eukaryota; Fungi; Basidiomycota; Tremellomycetes; Trichosporonales; Trichosporonaceae. Gene Ontology annotation, molecular function: RNA binding.
CCACUUCAGUUGUUGGAGUUCCAACUUAUCGAUAUCGUUGAUCACACCUCGAUCCACCACCUAGACGCAACAACUCGAUCUCGACACGCACCCAGCCGCCAGUGCACACGAGACUCGACCCGCGCGCGCUCUCUUCUCCCUUUUUCGCGGCCUGAUUCGACCCACGACUCGCGCUUCGACGUCGAGAGACCCCUAAACACCGCGCAACCAACCUUUCGAUCUAAUCCAAAAUGCCUCCCCCCAAGGCCAAGCACUCAAAAAUGGUGACGCUGCUGCACUACCGUCUCAAGGUUAUCCUGAACGACGGCCGUGCGCUCGUUGGCCAGAUGCUCGCGUACGACAAGCACAUGAACUUUGUGCUUGCCGAGACUGAGGAGUUUAGGACUGUCAAGGGCAAGAAGACAAAGGACACGCCUUCCGGCGAGCCCACCCCGUCGGUGCAGCAGAAGCGCACGCUCGGCCUCGUCAUCCUCCGCGGCGAGACCAUCGUCUCGGUGUCAGUCGAGGGCCCUCCCCCCAGCUCGGCCGAGAGCUCUGUGCUCCAGGCUGGCCCGGGCCGUGGUGUGCCCGCUGGCCGUGGCAUGCCCCUCGGCGGCGGCGCCCCUGCGCUCGCUGCUCGCCCGAUGCCAUAUGCGCGCCCGCCCCCUGGCUUCCCUCCUGGCAUGCCUGGUCUCCCCCCUGGAAUGCCCCCAGGCUUCCCCGGCGGUGUUCCUCCAGGAAUGCCUCCUCCUGCUGGCAUGCCCCCAGGAUUCCGUCCCCCCGCGCCUGGAUCAUUGCCACCGGGCAUGCCGCCUGGAUUCCCUCCCCGUCCAUAGUCGGCUACCCUCGUGUCCUCGUGUGUUAGUAGGUAGGUAGCCUUUCUCGCCGCCACCGGCGAAGCCAUGCAUUGUGUGCUGUGUAGA